CCGCCGCUUUCCCCCGGCCCCCUUCGCGGUGAUUUUCCUGUCCGGGACGCCCGGAGAGGGCGCGCGGCUGGUGUCCGCCCAGCCGGAAAGGUAGGGGCUCGGCCGCGCUCCCACCUAGCCGGCCCGGGGAGCCGAGACGGGGAGCCCCACCAGCUCCCUCCGCAUUGCACCUUCCUCCGCGAACUCGGGGGCGGCCGCGGCCACCACGCAUCAGGCGCCAGCCGCCGAGCGGGAGGAGCUUCUCCGCGGCACCGGAGACGCUAGGCGCUUUCGCCGGAGAUCCGAACCCGGGCGCGGCGGGCAGCGCACGCGCCGGCGGACGCCUGGGACUCCGGGCUGCGCCGCGCCCUUCCCUGCUCCCCCGCCGGGUCCGAGGGAGACUGAAUCCCUCCCGCGCCGCCCCUUGAACCGCGCCACCUUCCUCCGGUUACCGCCGGCUGCGGGCUUCGGCGGCUCGAUGCUUCAGGCGCCGCGGGAGAGGCAGCAGCCGGCUGGAGCGAGCGGCGACGAGGGAGCCGAGAGCAGCGGGCCUCCGGCCCCGGAGCCCGGCACGCCUCUGCGGUCUUCGCGCCGGGGCCUCGGCGGGUAACUCUACCCCGCCCGCUUCGCUGCGGAAUCUUCGCAAAUGCUGUUUCCUCUGACUGGGAUGCUUUUCAUUUCUACCCUGAUUUCUUCUGGUUAACUCCUUCUCAGAGGAGUUCUCUGUGAAUUUUCUCAAAUUCCUCCGAGAAGCUCCCUGUCCUUCCCCACCUGGCACUUACAAGUGAAGAAGCAGCACGACCUUUUUGUCUUGGAUAAUUUCUAGUGGAGGGGCUCCAAGAAUUUAGCAGCAGCCUCCUGGGCCUCCGGCACCCUUACCACAUUCUACAUCCUCAGGGGACAGAGGGCCUUUGGGAACAGACCCCUAAAAGAGUAGGUUAUGCCAGACGCCCAUCAUUUUGGCCACUCUAACAGCCCAGAGAGGUUGGCUGUGUGCUCUCACUCCUGAACGUGUGAGAACAGUCAGGUUGGAAAAGGGGAGACUGAUCUACCUAAGGCCUCCCUCCAAGCUAGAAAUUAUGUGGAGUUGGGCCAUGAUUCCUGUCUUCUGAUUUCUAACCAGUGUUGACUCUUCACGGGGAUUAUGUCUGCUAAAUUAGAAGUGGGCCAGCCAUGAGAGGGUACCUUGUGGCCAUCUUCCUGAGUGCUGUCUUCCUCUAUUAUGUGCUGCAUUGUAUAUUGUGGGGAACAAAUGCCUAUGGGGUGCCACCUGUGGAAAUGAAGAAGAGAAAUAAGAUCCAGCCUUGUUUAUCAAAGCCAGCUUUUGCCUCUCUCCUGAGGUUUCAUCAGUUUCACCCUUUUCUGUGUGCAGCUGAUUUUAAAAAUACUGCUUCCUUCUAUGGUAGCGAUAAGUUUGAUUUGCCCUAUGGGAUAAGAACAUCAGCCGAAUACUUUCGACUUGCUCUUUCAAAACUGCAGAGUUGUGAUCUCUUUGAUGAGUUUGACAAUGUGCCAUGUAAAAAAUGUGUGGUGGUUGGUAAUGGUGGAGUUUUGAAGAAUAAGACGUUAGGAGAAAAAAUUGACUCCUAUGAUGUAAUAAUAAGAAUGAAUAAUGGUCCUAUUUUAGGACAUGAAGAGGAAGUUGGGAGAAGGACUACCUUCCGACUUUUUUAUCCAGAAUCUGUUUUUUCAGAUCCCAAUCACAAUGAUCCUAAUACUACGGUGAUUCUCACUGUUUUUAAGCCGCUUGAUUUAAAGUGGCUGUGGGAAUUGUUGACAGGUGGCAAAAUAAACACUAAUGGUUUUUGGAAGAAACCAGCAUUAAAUCUGAUCUAUAAACCGUAUCAAAUCAGAAUAUUAGAUCCUUUCAUUAUCAGAACAGCAACUUAUGAACUGCUUCAUUUCCCAAAAGUGUUUCCCAAAAAUCAGAAACCCAAACACCCAACAACAGGAAUUAUUGCCAUUACGUUGGCAUUUCACAUAUGUCAUGAAGUUCACCUUGCUGGUUUUAAGUACAACUUUUCUGACCUCAAGAGUCCUUUACACUACUUUGGGAAUGCCACCAUGUCUUUGAUGAAUAAGAAUGCGUAUCACAAUGUGACUGCAGAGCAGCUCUUUUUGAAGGACAUUAUAGAAAAAAACUUUGUAAUCGACUUGACUCAAGAUUGACCCUACAGACUCCGAAGAUGAUGCGAACAGUAUUAGUUUUAUUUUUACACUGCAAUUUUUAGUUUAUUUUUAAAUAUGUUGGAUGUACUUGUCAAGAAAUUAUAUUAAGUCUAUUGCUGCCUGGUGCUUCAUAACCACCAGCUUAAUUUCUGUGAAUAUAUUUAAUUUAUGGAAACCAAGACAUGCUAAGCUAUCAGGGAGAGUGAAUUUUUCAUUGCAUUGUUUUAAAAAUAAGCUAGUUUUCUGAGGUGUUUUUAAGCAUCUUUUUAUAGUUACUUCAUCUUAGACUUCUGAAGGGAUGUGACUUCCUAAUAAGUAAGGGGAUUUAGUUUACCACAGCAGAUUUUGAAUGUAACGUGACAUUCUGAGAGGUUUAUCUGCCUCCUGUAAAUUGGUGGGGAGCUGGCAUGCAGCGGUGCCUUGAAUGUGGCAUACUGGAACCACCUCAGGCCUCUGUAGCUCUCUCUGGAUGAUUGGUUCCUUUUUGUUCUACCUGAGGAACCUGGCUGGAAUCUUAAACCAGACCCUAAGCAUGGAUGAUUAGGGAAACCUAAGAUCAUACUGGCUUAAUUAAGCAUUUUUUUCCUACAGUUAGUUAAGUUAAACCAUGAUUAUGAUGAGUAGUUUGGUAGAAUGAAGAUGUUCUUUAAGUCGAAAGAAAUAGGAUAAAUAUGAAACUCUGGAUAAGUAAAUAACCAAAGAAAGAAUGCAAUUCCUAAAAUCUGGUGACUGCAUUAUUUUAAAGAAAUAAAGUUUAUACAAAGAAGCUGAACUAGGCAAGCUCAAGAAGGAGAAAAUUCUUAAAACAUUUUUUGCCUGGUUUAAUUUAUUCAUUAAAAUUUCAAAGUUUAUUGGAAGUAAAUUUUAGGAAAGACAUGAAUGAGUAAACCUUUAAGAAGAGUCAAGCUUUUUCUGGAUUUAAAUGUCAUUUUCAUGAAAAACCAAUUGUCCACAUGAUUAAAUCGCAUCUUCAAAUGGAAAGCUUACCUAGGGUGCACCAGAGAAGACUGUUGUGGGAUGCAAACAAACAAGCCAGUUGGACAAAAGUCGUGAGCUAGUCGUCUCCCUUUUCAUUUUAAUGUCUGACUAUAACCAAAGGCUAUGGGGAGGGAGGGGGACAAGGGGUGAAGAGAACAGUGGAGGUUAUAAGGCUGGAAUCAAGAGCUGUCAGAAGAGGUAGGAGUGGAAAGAACUGGCAUCUCUUGAACAAUAAUUAUCACUGGGAGACAAUGAUAAUUAUCACUAACUAGCCUGCAUCUCUAAAGAGAGUGUAUAAAUACUAUUAGAUCAGAAACAGAAAUAAGUGACUGACAUACUUGAAAGUGGUGUAAGGGGGACAAAACUAGUAGCUGAAUUAACCCAGACCUAGGCAAUAAAUAUGGACUCUGUUCUGUUAAUCCCAGCAUA
Molecule: messenger RNA, 3555 nt
Organism: Lagenorhynchus albirostris (white-beaked dolphin)
Lineage: Eukaryota; Metazoa; Chordata; Mammalia; Artiodactyla; Delphinidae
Gene: ST3GAL6
Product: ST3 beta-galactoside alpha-2,3-sialyltransferase 6
Exons: 13
Coding region: 1153-2148 (331 amino acids)
Biological process (GO): glycolipid biosynthetic process
Molecular function (GO): beta-galactoside alpha-2,3-sialyltransferase activity
Source: RefSeq, a predicted model, not a curated record